Exophiala xenobiotica is the source of this 5195-nucleotide messenger RNA. RefSeq lists its product as uncharacterized. Gene Ontology annotation, cellular component: cytosol. Gene Ontology annotation, molecular function: diphosphoinositol pentakisphosphate kinase activity; inositol hexakisphosphate kinase activity; 5-diphosphoinositol pentakisphosphate 1-kinase activity. Gene Ontology annotation, biological process: inositol phosphate biosynthetic process; inositol metabolic process. Bases 230 to 4753 code for a protein of 1507 amino acids. The record is from RefSeq and is a predicted model, not a curated record. The transcript has 3 exons. Lineage: Eukaryota; Fungi; Ascomycota; Eurotiomycetes; Chaetothyriales; Herpotrichiellaceae.
GCUUCUUCUACCCAUUCUUUCUGCCCCUCCAGGUGUCCAGAUCGAUUCUUCUCUACUAUCUUGGUAUCAGUCUUCCAACAUGUAAAUUUGAUACACUUAUCGGUGCUCCUUUCCUACGGUCAUUCGCUUCGAUCAACGCUGUAUUCGGCCUUCUACUAAUCCUUGAUUGUUGGGCUUGCCUUGGCUAUUGCUAUCCUGGACAUAUCUGAAUAUAACUUCGACAGGCAAAAUGGACCAAUCCGCGCCUCUUAGGCGGACUCCAACCAGCAAUUCCGACAAUGCUUUGGACGAUACUGCUUCUCUGACUGCGGUUCAUUCCGGUGCUUCAUCGUCUACUUCUUCUAGACCUCAUUUCCCCAACGGCCGCACUCCUUCAACUCAUUCGCUGCUGGCCGCUCACAAGAAUCCUGAUGUCCGCAAGGCUGCCCACACCGAGACCACCAAGGCUUCGGCCGACCGUUCUAGCAUAAGUAUGCCGCCUCCCAUCUCCAAGCCCCUCGCAGACAGGCGCUUGUCCACCUCUUUGAACUCCCCGAGGUCUCAGAGAAGAUCCGAGGAUGACGCCAGAAGUCCACCCGCUUCGCUCAAGAGUCUCGAUGGAGAUAGGGCCUUAUUUGGCGCCUCACCUACUGCUCAGACUUCUACGACGGGCUACGACCGGACCGUGGUCACCACGGCCUCCACCUCAAAAGCCCCAGGUCUGCCCCUGCUUUCGCCUCCUGCCUUCAAUCCAAGCAUUCCUAAUCAGUCAGAUAUAGUGUCAACCUUGUCUUCUCAGGUCACGUCCCCUUCGUCCGCUACCAAGAGUGAUACCUCUAUUCCUGCCGGCCAAACCCUGGGAUCUAUACCGAGGCCCGAUAUUUCCGAGACCAUCUUGCCCAACAGAGUCCCGCGAGUCCCCAAACCACGCUCAAUUUCUUCUAGUCGGCGCCUCAGUGGCACUGGGCCCUCCAAGAACGACGCUGCGAGUACCGAGAGCAAGGUAUCCAUGGGGAGAAUCGGAGUCUGUGCACUCGACGUCAAAGCCCGCAGCCGACCCAGUCGCCAGAUCUUGACUCGUCUUCAAGGUGAUGGCGACUUUGAAGUUAUCGUCUUCGGGGACAAGGCAAUCCUCGACGAGGACGUCGAGAACUGGCCUAUAUGUGAUUUCCUCAUAUCCUUUUUCUCCGAUGGGUUUCCUCUCGACAAAGCCAUUGCAUACGUCAAACUGCGAAAGCCUUUCGUUGUCAAUGACUUGCCUAUGCAAAAGGUUCUCUGGGAUCGCCGAUUGUGCCUGAAAAUUUUGGACCACAUGCAGAUUCCCACACCGAGGCGCAUCGAAGUCAAUCGAGACGGUGGACCAAGGCUAGAAUCCCCUGAGCUUGCCCAACAUGUCUACAACAUGACUGGUGUCGUACUGGAAGGCCCCGAAGAUGGCACAGGCGGUGGUACCCCUAUAACUAAAUCGGUCGAGCUAACAGACGAGGGUGAUACCAUUGUCGUGGACGGGAAAUCUCUCAAGAAGCCUUUUGUUGAAAAGCCUGUCAAUGGAGAAGACCACAACGUCAUCAUUUAUUUCCCCCGAUCUCAGGACGGUGGAGCAAGAAGGCUUUUCAGAAAGAUAGGCAACAAAUCCUCCGAGUACGAUCCUAAUCUGAACGUGCCUCGAUCCAUCACGGAACCGAAUAGCAGCUACAUCUAUGAACAAUUUCUCAGGACGGAAAAUGCUGAAGACGUCAAAGCCUACACUGUCGGCCCUGACUACUGCCACGCAGAGACAAGGAAGUCGCCCGUGGUGGAUGGGUUGGUUCGUCGAAACACCCACGGAAAGGAGCUUAGGUAUGUGACGAAACUCAACGAUGCCGAACGGGAUAUAGCAGCAAAGGUUGCUCGAGCUUUCGGCCAACGCAUCUGUGGCUUCGAUAUGUUGCGGACCGGCAAUGCCAGCUACAUCAUCGACGUUAACGGAUGGAGUUUCGUCAAAGACAAUGAAGACUAUUACAAUGAUUGCGCCAAAAUCCUGCGAGGCAUGUUCGUCUCCGAGAAGUUCAAGCAGGAAAAUGGCAUGCUGGACGAGCUACCUGCCGAAUCAAGCGACGACCUUCCAGCCCGCCGCCAAGGCACGAGCCACUCCCAUCGCUCAGCAUUGAAGACGAUCCUGAAAUCUCCAAGCAUGACCAAGCUGUCUCAACACUUGCCUCAUUCCAACCGGCACCACUCUGUAACUGCCGCAGGCUCUCCGAAAUCGUCUACCAUGACCACACCGUUGAGCUCACCUCCCAGCUUGGAGAGGCAUCCCAAUGCCUUGGCGAUGCCAAAUGCCGCAGAAAAUAUAGAAAGUCUCCCACCACCAAUUGUGAACACGGCGCCGACGAGCGCAACUGAGAACGAGAGUUUACCAUCUGCUCGAGAGCAGGAGGCACCAGCUCCCAUGCCUAGCUCAAAACACUCGUGGAAGUUGAAGGGAUUUGUUACGGUCAUUCGACACGCGGAUAGAACGCCAAAGCAGAAGAUCAAAUUCACGGCCCACUCCCAGGUCUUUGCUGAUCUCCUGAAGGGCCAUCACGAAGAGGUGCUGUUGAAAGGUGAAGCCGCUUUGGCCAGUGUCGAGGCAGCAGUGAAAAUUGCGCAGCGGGACCAUCUUGAAGAUCCGGAUAAAUUGCACAAUUUGCGAGUUGCGCUUGCCAAGAAGGGCUCACAGCCUGGCACCAAAGUGCAGAUCAAACCCAUGUUUCGAAAGCGAAGACCAGAGGAGAUGUCGGCCAAUACCAAUGUCGCUGCGCAUCCUAGUAGUCCGUCUGUGUUGUCGAUAUCCGAGACGGAACCAUUCCAGAUCUCAGAGUCACCACUUGCGGAACGUUCCAGCUCAAUAUCAGAAACCAGAGAUACAGCCCAGCUGCGCCGACUUCAGACCAGAAGCGACUCUAUAUCCGGAGCAACCUUUUCUCGAUUCUCAGCAGCAGAAAAUGAUCUUGUCCUGGACAAGCUGCAGCUAGUCAUGAAGUGGGGAGGAGAGCCUACCCACUCAGCUCGCUAUCAGUCCCAGGAUCUCGGAGCCAAUAUGCGCGACGACUUCAAGUUGCUCAAUAGAGAGGUUUUCAACGAUGUCCGCAUAUUCACAAGCUCCGAGAAACGGGUCAAGACCAGUGCGCAAAUAUGGACUGCUGCGUUCCUCGAUCGCCAAGAUAUCGCAGAAGAUUUCAUUCAGGUCAGGAAGGAUCUUCUGGACGACUCGAACGCUGCCAAGGAUGUCAUGGACAAGGUGAAGAAGAAGCUUAAGCACCUUCUUCGGGAAGGCAAUGUUCCGGAGGCAUUCGCAUGGCCAAAGGAUGUUGCAUCGCCAUUCGUUGUCAUGCACAAUGUGAUUGAUCUGCUCAAAUUCCAUCGGAGAGUCAUGAGACACAAUUUCAAGAAGCUUACGACGGGCGCCGCUGCUUCGCUAGCUGCAUUGAACGGCUCUCCAGAUUCCAAAGACACAAACAAAGACACCGUCACUGUUGCCUCGAUACAAUCCAGAUGGUGCACCGGAGAAGACGCAGAACUUUUCAAGGAGCGCUGGGAGAAGUUGUUCACCGAAUUUUGCGACACCGAGAAGGCCGACCCCAGCAAGAUUUCCGAGUUGUACGACACCAUGAAGUAUGAUGCACUUCACAACAAGCAAUUCCUUGAAUGGGUCUUCACCCCGAGUCAGUCGCUGUUGGAUGAGAUGGCAAGGGAGGAAGGCCUUGCGUUGUCAGCUAGUCCGCCGGAGUCAGAGCACGUCGAGGGGUCGGCUUCUCCUGUCAGUAAAAGCCGUCAGGAGAGCAUCGUCUCUGCCGCAGGUAGCCUCACCGACAAGCACUCUUUCGCUCAAAAGAUUGGGUUGAGGAGGCAAUCAGUCCUCAAGCAGCCAGUGCCGGCUCCGCCCUUGUAUUCGUGGGAACAAGGUGCUUCCUACUUCAAGCUGUUCAGUGGACCUCCCGAGACCAAAUCCAGCCUCGAUCAACGCCUCGGUCGGUUGAGAGAAUUGUAUCGAUACAGCAAAAUUCUGUUUGACUACAUCGGACCACAAGAAUACGGCAUCAGUGACGAGGAGAAACUGGAGAUUGGCCUUCUGACAUCGCUUCCACUCCUUCGAGAGAUUGUAGACGAUCUCGAAGAGCUCCAAGCUUCGGGCGACGCCAAGUCGUUCAUCUAUUUCACCAAGGAAUCUCACAUCUACACACUUCUCAACUGCAUCAUGGAAGGUGGAAUUCACACCAAGAUCAAGCGCUCCACCAUUCCCGAGCUGGACUAUCUCUCUCAGAUUUGUUUCGAACUGUACGAGGCCAAGGAUGCUGACACUGCAGAGUCGACCUAUUCGAUACGCAUUUCCAUCUCGCCGGGGUGCCAUACCAUCGACCCUCUCGACGUAUCUCUUGACUCGAAACACGCCAUUGGAUCGGCACCGAGGCGCUCGUUAACAAAUCAUCAGGACUGGAAAGAGGUCAUAUCGACGCUGAAGGCGAAGUUCAAUACGGUCCAGCUCCCGAAGAGUUUCCUUGCUGUAAAUGUGAGUGAGAAGCAUGAGCAGGAGGCGGAAAGAAGAGCCAGCUAUUUGCAGAGUGAGGCCGCAAAGCAGAGGCAUGAGCGUGGUGAGGACUUGGAAGGAGAAUGGGUCGUGAAUGACAAUGAGGACGAGGGCCCGAGUGGUCAUGGUGUCCAGGACGUGAACGACAACGCGGAUACAGAACCGCUGUCCCCUCGCGACGUUACUGCCACCGACUCAAACGCCACCACGACAGAGGAGCAGUGAUCACUACGAACGGAACAUCGUGCACGCCAUCUGCAAUUGUUUCCUGAUGAUGGUUCUAGACGACCGUUUUGACGAGCCAGUGCAGGAAGACUUAGCGACAGGGUUGCGAAUUGUACAGAACAUGGUAUGAAGCCGGAACAUGUGUACUUGGGUGGCUGUUUCAAGUUUUGGGUCGAUGUUAAUCAGCUUUUAACGUUGGCUGAAGCCAGGCUUGGGACGACAAUUUGUACUGGUUGGCUCCGUGUUUUGCGGGCGACGACAACUAUAAAGAACGUGGAACAGGCACAUGCUUUGAGGGGCGAGGGGCGUAAUGAUUAACUGCACAUGCAAAGAGUCCAUAGAGCGGAUCAUGUAUAGAUGGGACGCGCAGUCUGUCAGAGUAUUGCUUGUAACAUGCAUUUGGUGUCUACCAAAGACAUUUUGAAUGUAAAAAUCUAUAGCA